This is a messenger RNA of Eriocheir sinensis (Chinese mitten crab), 2434 nucleotides long. RefSeq names its product serine/arginine repetitive matrix protein 1-like. The transcript has 2 exons. Bases 16 to 2184 code for a protein of 722 amino acids. Lineage: Eukaryota; Metazoa; Arthropoda; Malacostraca; Decapoda; Varunidae. The record is from RefSeq and is a predicted model, not a curated record.
UGUGGCACUCCGGGAAUGUCAGAUGUAAGCUUCGAUAAAAGAGCUGAGUGCGCCGAGCCCUGGUUUGAAAUGCAAUCUGUCGGUGGUGAGUUCCCCGCGCGUGGCCGCCUGCGGGAGCUGCAUCUACUGUACCAACAGCGCCGCUCAUACCACGACGACAAGACGCCCUCAAGCCCCUCAGGCUUCCUCUCCUCCCUCGGCCUCCCAUCCACUGCCCCAUUCAGCUUGUCCGGCAGAGAUAGAUGUGACGUCCCGACGACCUCACAGCCGCCCAUCCAACCCCCACUGCCCCCACUACCUGCGUCCCCGAGGUCUCCCCCACGUGCGUGGCUCCCGGCGCCAGCCCCUGCCAGUGCUGAUCGUGGCAUCGCCACGGCCGAGUCGUCGUACCCGUGCCAGUCGCCCGCUACCCACUCUGGCUCCUCGGCGGGAGGGGAACUAUCGUACCGCAGAUAUCGCCCGCAGCGGCCACGGCCACUCACCUGGGGCCCGCAGUCCACGCUACCUUAUUUUGCCCCGGACCACGCCGACGGGCCUCCUGCAGCAGCCCGACACGUCGCUGACCCUUCCAAGCCACCUGGCGGCCAUACUGCCGCCGGAACACAGGUUGGUUCUUCCUCUAGUAGCUCCAGCCGCGUCGGGCCUUACGGGUCUCAGCGGCUGCAAGCCCAAGGCCUCGCCGAGUGGCUGUUUUACGCCCGCCUUGACCGCAGCAACAAACACCUGAGUGAGCUGCCCACCACCAUGGAGCUGAAGGUCGCCCCUCAGGUGAACGGCUCGAAUGAGGCGCCCAGCGGCGACCCGCCGGUGCCACAGGUGACGCGUCAGGAUACAGAUGAACAGAUUAGUAGAGAAGAAAUUAUCAAGUCUGCUAAAUACCCAUCAGCUAAAUCAAAGUCUGAUCGAUCAGCGUCACCCCCUCCGCCGCCCCGUCCUGGCACUCCCUUGGACGAGCGGGACCCCGAACAGGUGUACGCCGAGCGCCGCUACCUCUCCUACUUCCAGGAGCCGCCCUACAAGCAGCAGCGAACCCGCAGCACCUCCCGUGAGCCCAAGACUCCUGACCUGCAGCAGAUUGAAGCCCAACGCAGGUACUACUGCCACUUCCUGAGUCCGCCGCGGGCCUCCACCCCCACGCGGGAGGAGGUGUACAGGACACGCGAGCCUGACGAGGCUCAACUAGCUGCCCAGAGACGCUACCUGUCCUAUUUUGAGCCAGGUCCUCCCAGGCCUCGCUCGGCCCGCUCCCAAGAACCUCCGGAGCCCAAUGCGGCUCAGAUUGAAGCUGAACGUCGUUAUAUGUCAUAUUUCAAUGCUGGGCCGCCAAGGGCACGACACGAGCCCUCCCCUGGGUCAAGGUCGUCAGCAGAGCCCGACCAGGAGCAGCUGGAGGCAGAACGUCGAUAUUUAUCAUAUUUCAAUACUGGUCCACCACGCCCACGCCCACGGUCACGACCCACCUCGAUAGCCUCGGAGCCUGACGCUGCACAGCUGGAGGCAGAGCGCCGCUACUUGAACUACUUCACUGCCGGGCCGCCACGCCCAAAGCGACGCCCGAGUGACGAAGAGGCCGUGCAAAGCAAGCCUGACCCCCAACAGCUAGAGGCGGAGAGGCGUUACCUGGCCUAUUUUCAAGGCACUCCAAGGGCUAAACACAAGCCAGAGGAAGAUAAAGAAAAUGAAAACGAGGGUAAACUCCGCGUUCCUCCUACACGAGAAAUGUUGGAGGCCGAGGAAAGAUUCCUGAACUACUUUAAGCCAAUUCCAAGUGGAGGCCCCAAACGCUUGCUGGACGAGCCGCCGCCCCUCAGCGAGCAGGACAGAGUCAGGCAGCAGCUGCUGCAGGAAUUCUGGGUGGCGCUUGAGAGCCGAGUGGACCGCAAGGAGAAGAAAAUUAUAAAAGUGAGUCGGCCUAAGCGUGAGAUCCAACGCGAGGCGACGCCGCCUACCCAGCGAGAACUGGUGGUGGAGGAGUUCCUGCAGCGCGUCAAGGACAGGAAGAAAGAAAAGGACCUUCACUAUGGCGACACAGACGACGAGGAGGAGGAGGACAAGAAGGAGGAGAAGCCGCCCGGCGAGGAAGCCUUGCCCACGCCCAUCAUCGAGGGUGGCGGCGAAGUGAAGGGAAAGAUCGUGGAGGACCUUGGCCUCUUUGUGAGCCCCGAGGUACUCCCUCGCCCCUAAGGCUGCCAAACUUUACCUUCCUCUUUCCUAUCCCUCUCUUACUUCUACCACCAUUGCUAUUAUUUCAUUUUCUGUUACUUUUUCUCCUACUUUAAAUACCACUAUUACUCGAUUUCGUCUUCACCUGCUUUCCUCUAAAUGAUUUUCAACCUCCUCUUCGGGCCUCCUCUUCAUUGGUCCUCCUCGUCACUUUCUUCUCCUCCCUCGUCGCCCCACUCCCCUCACUCCUCCUGCUCCUCACUAGCGCACU